GAACCGGACAGAAGAGCAUCUCUAGACUGCUGUAUUCGGGUUACCGACAAUGGUAGAGAGAGUUUCCAUAGGAAGAUCCUGUUCAUAUUUACACUUUACAACACUUCGAACCAUUUGGAUGAACUAAAGUUGGGAGCAAGUAGUUCUGAAGCAGCAGCCAAAUGGAUCCGAUCGUUACAAGAUGCUUCACAAAAGGGGUUUCCACUUCCGGAUUGUGAAUUUGUAUCUCAUGCUGAGAAGGGACUUGUGAAGCUUGAUGUUUCAAAAAGAUCACGCCGCAAAAACUCAGUGGACUGGACGAAUUACUCAUCACUGAGCGCUGAAACAAAUGUUGACACAAAUUCAGAAACAAUAGCACCUGAUGUCAUUGCACCUUCUCCAUGGAAAAUCUUCGGAUGCCAAAACGGUUUACGCCUUUUCAAAGAAGCUAAAGACUGGGAUUCUCGCGGAAGGCAUUGGGACGAUCACCCUGCAAUAAUGGCGGUUGGGGUCAUUGAUGGUGCUUCAGAGGAUAUUUUCAAUACGUUAAUGUCUCUUGGCCCCUUACGAUCAGAAUGGGACUUUUGUUUCUACAAAGGCAGCGUGGUGGAGCAUCUUGAUGGACACACGGAUAUAAUCAAUAUCCAGUUAUACAGUGAUUGGUUGCCAUGGGGCAUGAAUCGAAGAGACUUGUUGCUGCGACGCUACUGGAGAAGGGAAGACGAUGGAACAUAUGUGAUACUUUGCCACUCUGUUUAUCACAAGAACUGCCCACCAAAGAAGGGAUACGUUCGCGCUUGUGUCAAAAGUGGUGGUUACGUGGUGACUCCAGUGAACAAAGGAAAGCAAUCACUAGUAAAGCAUAUGGUAGCCAUUGAUUGGAGAAGCUGGAACUUAUACAUGAGGUCAUCCUCUGCAAGAUCCAUAACCAUCCGUGUGGUUGAGAGACUUGCGGCAUUACGCGAAAUGUUCAGGGCGAAACAAGGACACGGCUUCACUGAGUUCGUCUCAGGGGAGUUCAUGGAUACCAAAUCAUGCGUGUCCAAGACCAACACUAGACCCAUUAAAGCAGAAGCCAAAAGGUUUGAUCUAGAGCUUGUGAAGGCUGAUGAAAUGGAGAAACCUUCUUCAGCACGCAACAGUUUGAUGGACUUGAAUGAUGCUUCUGAUGAGUUUUUCGAUGUUCCUGAGCCCAACGAGUUUGAUAGCUUUAUUGAUAACUCUCCCUUUUCACAAGGACACUCUCAGCUCAAGAUACGAUCACCAGCUGGAAUUGUCAAGAAACUUCAAGAUCUAGCCAUCAAUAAGAAAGGCUAUAUGGACUUACAAGAGGUGGGCAUGGUCGAAAACAACACAUUCUUCUAUGGAGCCACUCUUCAAAAAGACCCAAAUCUUACUCUACCGUGUAGUUGGGCUACCGCGGAUCCAUCAACAUUCUUGAUUCGUGGAGACAGUUAUCUAAAAGACCGUCAAAAGGUAAAGGCAAAAGGCACAUUGAUGCAAAUGAUUGGAGCGGACUGGAUUAGCUCCAAUAAGCGAGAAGAUGAUCUUGGUGGACGACUAGGCGGUCUAGUUCAGGAAUGCGAAGCCAAAGGCGGUCCCGAGUUUUUCUUCAUUGUAAACAUACAGGUCCCUGGUUCAGCUAUGUACAGUCUAGCAUUGUACUAUAUGGUGAAAACUCCAUUAGAAGAGCAUCCUUUGUUACAGAGUUUUGUGGAUGGCGAUGAUGCUUACCGCAAUUCGCGCUUUAAACUCAUCCCUCAUAUCUCCCAAGGUUCAUGGAUUGUGAAACAGAGUGUUGGCAAGAAGGCUUGUUUGGUGGGUCAGGCACUUGAAGUUCGUUACAUCCGCGGCAAGAACUACUUGGAGCUUGACAUUGAUGUUGGGUCUUCAACUGUUGCAAGAGGCGUAACCAAUCUUGUUCUUGGGUAUCUUACCAAUUUGGUUAUAGAAAUGGCUUUUUUGAUACAGGCAAAUACAGCAGAGGAACUACCAGAACUGCUACUAGGAACAUGUCGGCUCAAUUAUCUCGAUGUUUCAAAAUCUUUAAAAGAAAGAUGA
Molecule: messenger RNA, 2040 nt
Organism: Thlaspi arvense
Lineage: Eukaryota; Viridiplantae; Streptophyta; Magnoliopsida; Brassicales; Brassicaceae
Source: the annotation of a GenBank genome assembly